UAUACAAGCUUGCUUAAAAAGAGAAAAGAAUAAAUCAAUGAAGAGAAAUCGUAAUCAGCCUGUCGUCUAGUCCACUUCUCUCCUUCACAGACAUAAAAUAGUAGACUUUCUGCUCUCUUCUCUGUUUUUCCUAGUUGCAGAGAGAGAGCAGCUCUGCUUCUCUCCUUGACGACAUCGUUUUUUCGAUAUAGAGAGAGAAAGAUGUAUGCGGUGAAGCAAAUAUCUUCAUUCAAUCUCCAGGGAUCACCAGGCGGUACAAAGACUGGGUUAAAGAGGAUGACCCAAGUGCCAGUAUCAAGAGCGACUUAUGGUGGAUCAAUAAGAGCAGUGAUAAGCAGUGAAGACAAAAGUACUAGUGUAGAGUCUGCUGAUAAGUCUUUAAGUGGGCGAUCAGUGUUGCCUUUAGGUAAUGAUGAGAGAGCAGGAGGAAUUCAUGUGAAGGCAGUGAUUACUACAAGGAAAAAGAUGAAAGAAAAGAUCAAUGAAAAGUUUGAAGAUCAAUGGGAGUAUUUUGUUAAUGGGAUUGGUCAAGGGAUCUUGAUCCAGCUUAUUAGUGAAGAUAUUGACCCUGUAACCAAGUCUGGAAAGAGUGUACAGUCUUCUGUUCGAGGCUGGUUGCCAAAGCCAUCAAGCCAUGCUCAUAUUGUUGAAUAUGCAGCUGACUUCAUGGUCCCCUCAGAUUUUGGCACUCCUGGAGCUGUUCUCAUUACCAAUCUUCAUAACAAGGAGUUCUACUUAAUGGAGAUUGUCAUUCAUGGUUUUGAUGACAGCCCAUUUUUCUUUUCUGCCAAUACAUGGAUCCAUUCUCAGAAAGAUAAUCCUGAAAGCAGAAUUAUCUUCAGAAAUCAAGCUUACCUACCAUCACAAACACCUCCUGGCAUUAAAGAUCUACGGCGUGAGGACUUGCUUAGUAUUCGUGGUAAUGGAAGAGGCGAGCGAAAGCCUCAUGAUAGAAUUUAUGAUUACGCACCUUAUAAUGAUUUGGGUAAUCCUGAUAAGGAUGGAGAUCUUGCUAGGCCAGUUCUUGGUGGUAAUAAGACUUGGCCUUAUCCUAUGCGCUGCAGAACUGGCCGACCACCAGCCAAGAAAGCUCCUCUUUGUGAGAGUAGAAUCGAGAAGCCACAUCCUGUUUAUGUUCCUCGGGAUGAAACUUUUGAGGAGAUCAAGCAGAACACUUUCUCUGCUGGAAGGUUGAAAGCUCUGCUUCAUAAUCUCAUCCCAACUAUUGCUGCUGCAUUGUCAAGCUCAGAUAUUCCAUUCUCAUGCUUCUCUGAUAUUGAUAAGUUAUACAAUGAUGGUCUUCUCCUAAAAACUGAAGAGCAUAAAGUAAUUCAUCCUGUAUUGGGCAAUGUGAUGAAACAGGUUCUAAGUGUUAGUGAAAGAUUACUGAAGUAUGAAAUCCCCGCUAUUAUAAAAAGGGAUAGAUUUGCUUGGUUGCGUGAUAACGAAUUUGCACGCCAGGCUUUGGCAGGGGUUAAUCCAGUGAACAUUGAGGUUAUGAAGGAAUUUCCAAUUCUGAGUAAACUAGAUCCUGCUGUAUAUGGCCCUCCUGAAUCAGCACUCACAAAAGAUCUAAUAGAACGAGAACUCAAUGGAAUGAGUGUAGAAAAGGCAAUUGAGGAGAAGAGGUUAUUUAUACUUGACUACCAUGACAUGCUUUUGCCAUUUAUAGACAAGAUGAACUCCUUGCCAGGGAGAAAAGCUUAUGCCUCAAGGACAGUUUUCUACUUUAACAAGGCUGGCAUGUUGAGGCCAAUAGCUAUUGAGCUAUCACUUCCUCCAAAACCUUCUUCACCUUCCAAUAAGAAAGUUUACACUCAUGGGCAUGAUGCUACAAUACACUGGAUAUGGAAACUAGCCAAAGCUCAUGUCUGCUCAAAUGAUGCUGGGGUCCAUCAACUAGUAAAUCACUGGUUGCGGACACAUGCUGCUAUGGAACCUUUCAUAAUUGCAACUCAUAGACAGCUCAGUGCAAUGCAUCCAAUAUACAAGCUGCUUCAUCCUCAUAUGCGGUAUACACUAGAAAUAAAUGCACUUGCACGACAAAGUUUAAUAAAUGGAGGAGGCAUAAUUGAGGCCUGUUUCAGUCCUGGGAAGUAUGCCAUGGAGAUUAGCUCUGCAGCAUACAAGAGUAUGUGGCGGUUUGACAUGGAGGCAUUGCCAGCAGAUCUCAUUCGCAGGGGUAUGGCAGAGGAGGAUCCUUUGAUGCCUUGUGGUGUCCGACUUGUGAUUGAAGAUUACCCUUAUGCUUCAGAUGGACUUCUCAUAUGGUCAGCCAUUAAAGAGUGGGUAGAAUCUUAUGUCAAUCACUUUUAUCUGGAACCUAAUUCUAUCACUUCUGAUCUCGAGCUCCAGGCUUGGUGGGAUGAGAUUAAGAAUAAAGGUCACUACGACAAACGAAAUGAACCAUGGUGGCCUAAACUCCAAACCAAAGAGGAUUUAUCUGGCAUACUAACAACAAUGAUAUGGAUCGCAUCAGGUCAACAUGCAGCUUUGAACUUUGGGCAGUAUCCCUUUGGAGGGUAUGUGCCUAAUCGUCCUACACUAAUGAGAAAACUCAUCCCACAAGAGAAUGAUCCUGAUUAUGAGAACUUUAUCCUAAAUCCCCAGCAAAGAUUCCUAUCUUCUUUGGCAACUAAACUUCAAGCCACCAAAGUGAUGGCUGUCCAAAACACUCUGUCGACUCAUGCCCCGGAUGAAGAGUACUUGGGUGAGGCGAAUCAGUUACAUAGCCAUUGGAUAAACGAUCACGAAAUACUGCAAUUGUUCAAUAGAUUCAGAGGUCGAAUAGAGGAGAUAGAGCAGACAAUAAAUAAGAGAAACAAGGACAUUCGUCUUAAAAACAGAAAUGGUGCGGGCAUUCCUCCCUAUGAAUUGCUCCUUCCCUCCUCAGGUCCAGGGGUAACUGGCCGAGGAAUCCCCAACAGCAUUUCUAUCUAAUGGAUUUAAACUGGUUUAAAGUCAGAAUAGGUCUGGUUGUAGCUAGUGAUUGUAUCAUGCUUUGUCAAUGGAUAUUCAGUUCCAAAAUCUCUGCAACAAAGUGGUCAUAUAAUUACGAUUGAAGAAAAUUUUUGUAUCAA
Messenger RNA from Ricinus communis (castor bean), 3080 nucleotides. RefSeq names its product lipoxygenase 6, chloroplastic. Gene Ontology annotation, molecular function: protein binding; oxidoreductase activity, acting on single donors with incorporation of molecular oxygen, incorporation of two atoms of oxygen; metal ion binding. The record is from RefSeq and is a predicted model, not a curated record. The transcript has 9 exons. Gene Ontology annotation, biological process: lipid oxidation. The coding region runs from base 202 to 2940 and encodes 912 amino acids. NCBI's taxonomy places the organism in Eukaryota, Viridiplantae, Streptophyta, Magnoliopsida, Malpighiales, Euphorbiaceae.